CAGAAAUCUCACGGCAAAUCUCAAAGCCAUUUCCGCUGCUUUCACUUUCCUAAUCAAAGAAAUCUCACGGCGCGGCCAUCAUCCAUCAUAUCUAUAUACAUAGCAAGAUGCUUCAUCUUUCUCAUCAUUCAUUCUCGAUUAUCAAAUUCACUCUGUCUGUCUGUCCAUGAAGUCAUCUAAUUCCUUCUCUGACGACGACACUCUCCAUUUUAUCAGAAGAGACAGAAUAUGGCUCCCCACCAUCAUGAACAUGCCCAAAGUCUCUCCUUUCUUCUGCCUCUCCCUGAUUCUAACCUCCAUGCUAGGCUUCUUCAUCCUCUACUACUCUGCAAACCCUUUCACCAACACCCCUCCUCAUCCUCAUCACCAACUGGGUUUCAGCUCCCUGCACCUCCCACACGACGAUGAACAAUACAAGAGCUGCGACCUGUUCAAGGGCCGCUGGGUCCCAGACAUCAAUGGCUCCCUCUACUCCAACUGGAGCUGUUCCACCAUUCCGGAAUCCAAGAACUGCUUCAAGAACGGGAGGAGGGAUGCGGAUUUCGUGAGCUGGAAGUGGGCGCCGGACCAGUGCGAGCUCCCCAGGUUUGAUCCCGGGAUUUUCCUGGAAACUGUUAGGGACAAGAAAAUGGCAUUCAUUGGGGACUCACUUGCCAGGAACCACAUGGAAUCCCUGCUCUGUCUUCUCUCCCAGGAAGAAGUUCCGGUGGACAUUUUCAAGGACCCCGGCGACCGGUUCCGGACAUGGCAGUUUACUCGCCAUAACUUCACUCUGAUGAUCUUAUGGUCCAAGUUCUUGGUGAUGAGCAAGGAGAGACUGAUCAACAACUCCAGUUCUGGCGUUUUCGACUUGCAGCUCGAUAGAGUUGAUGAUAACUGGGCAGCAAAACUUUCCGGCAUAGACUUCGCCAUCAUCUCCGAUGCCCACUGGUUCUUCCGGAAGAUUUACCUGCACGAAGGUGGCAAUAUGACCGGUUGUGUGUACUGCAGCGAACCGGGUGUCACAGACCUUGGCCUGAGCUUUGCGCUGAGAAUGUCAUUCCGGGCAGCGCUCAGCCACAUAAACAGGUGCAGCGAGUGCGGGUUAGGGAUGACGACUCUGUUGAGGACAUUUUCACCGGCCCAUUUCGAGAAUGGGACGUGGGACAACGGAGGAAGCUGCAACCGGACAAGUCCCCGGGCUGAAGAGGGGAACGAGUUUGGCAGGUUCGAGUUGGAACUGAGGAGCAUCCAAGUGGAAGAGCUCGAAAGGGCGAGGAGGAAAGGGAAGGGAACAGGGAAGAGGUUUGAAGCUCUGGAUAUAACCAGAGCCAUGCUAAUGAGGCCUGAUGGGCACCCUGGAUCUUACUGGGGAAACAAAUGGAUGAAGGGCUACGACGAUUGUGUUCACUGGUGCUUGCCAGGCCCCAUUGAUGUCUGGAACGAUCUCCUGAUGGCGAUCCUCAAGAAGAACUCGGGUUUUCCUCUUGAUUAAGGGGCGAUUAGCAUAGUUCUGCACAUAAUCCUAUCUACGAUGUAAAAGCAAGUUAAUUUUUUUGAGUUCUUUCCGGAUUCGCUAUUGAUAUAACCUUCUUGUAUCCAGCGCCGGCCCUCAGAUUUUAGAAGUCUAAAGCAAAAAAUUUUUAUGAGACCCUCUAUAAUUAUAUUUAAAAAUAAAAUUAAUAUGGAU
Molecule: messenger RNA, 1669 nt
Organism: Diospyros lotus (date-plum)
Lineage: Eukaryota; Viridiplantae; Streptophyta; Magnoliopsida; Ericales; Ebenaceae
Product: xyloglucan O-acetyltransferase 4-like
Exons: 3
Coding region: 167-1474 (435 amino acids)
Cellular component (GO): Golgi apparatus
Molecular function (GO): O-acetyltransferase activity
Source: RefSeq, a predicted model, not a curated record